Molecule: messenger RNA, 2853 nt
Organism: Anopheles coluzzii
Lineage: Eukaryota; Metazoa; Arthropoda; Insecta; Diptera; Culicidae
Product: sodium-dependent nutrient amino acid transporter 1-like
Exons: 6
Coding region: 919-2739 (606 amino acids)
Biological process (GO): sodium ion transmembrane transport
Cellular component (GO): membrane
Molecular function (GO): L-amino acid transmembrane transporter activity
Source: RefSeq, a predicted model, not a curated record
AUAAGGACGCCGAGUCGUCGCCGUUGUACCCACUAAUGUGAUACACGAGUUAUCGCCCGAUAAAGCAAAAGGUGCUGGCACUUUUUUUUCUCUCUCUUCUAUAACUAGGAUAGCACGCACAGAACGGACCAAUACGCAGUAUUUGUGCGAAACAGUCACAACAACACUUCAGAGUGCGAUCGUUUUGCGGAAGAGCAAAUAAUUCCGUGAAUUGAAUAGAAAUCUUUAACAACGCUCCUCACCGUCAUCAUUGUCGGCCAUCGAGGAGACGGAGGAAGAUGGUGUGUUUGUUACUGUUUCGCGAUUCGCGCUGUAAAGUGGUGCAUCUAGUCUAGCAAGCAAUAAAAGUUCGUCGUAGAUACGUGUCGUGUCCGUACCCUUUGAGGUAAACGCGGGACAAUGCAGUUACGGACCAUUUUGGUGGUUGCAUAGAGUGAACAACACAGCACUCGCCACCAACAGUCGCGUUAUUUGAUCUGGUUUUUGUUUCCCCGUGGGAAGUAAGGGACAAAAGGGACCGCCAGUUACCGGGCGUGCAGUGUGCAGUGUUGCUAACAGCGGGCCAGUUGCCAAAAGUGCGGUACUCCGUUGUGUGGUGUGGUGAGUAAAUGUGUAGGUUACUGGCAGACCCCGUAAAACACCUCACAGCAAAUAUACUCAAGCGCAGGGACGAUAUGGACUGAGAGUUUGCCAAAAACAAAGGUGGUUUGGUUAGUCAUGACUCUAUCCAGACAUUUUCAUGGUGGAAAGAGUUCAAAAACCGCUGUUGUGCUGUGUGCUAGGGAAAGUGGUCCAAUGUUAUCGAGCUACAAAGCUAUGUUGAUGUUGUUUAUACAUUGUUCAGUGUAGUUUUAUAUGCCAAAAACUAGAUUUUUCUAGUCGGUCGUGAGAAAAUUUGUAAUUAGUUACAGAACAACCAUGGCAGGCGCUAGCACCACCACCACCACCACCACCCAAUUAACCAUCGACGGCAGUGUGGCGCCGGAAGUAAACAUCCGAGAGCCCCACGAGCCAAAGGAGCGCGAAAAGUGGGGCCGUGGCAUCGAGUUCCUGCUCUCCUGUAUCGCCCUUUCCGUCGGGUUCGGCAACAUUUGGCGCUUCCCGUACACGGCCAUGCAAAACGGCGGUGGAGCGUUCCUCAUUCCCUACCUGAUAGUGCUGUUGCUGGUCGGCCGUCCGCUCUACUAUCUCGAGAUGGUGAUGGGUCAGUUCGCGAGCCGGGGCUGCAUCAAGGUGUUCGAUGUCGCACCGCUAAUGCGUGGUGUGGGCGUCGGCCAAACGCUUGCCCUGCUGCUGAUACUGGGCUACUAUGCGGCCGUACUUUCCGUGUCGGUGCGCUAUUUUGUUGCUUCGUUCGGUAGUCCACUGGCCUGGGCUCGCUGUGAGCCGGACUGGAGCGGGUGUGUCGAUUCGGAGUUUAAGGGGCGCGUGCAGAACGCCAGCUUAAGGCCAUCGGCAGAGUAUUACUUUAAUCGUACCGUGCUGCACAACUUCUGGACGGUGGAAGACGGUGUUGGAGUACCGGACUGGAAGCUGGCGGUUUGUUUGCUGUUUUGCUGGAUGUGUAUCACGGGUAUACUGAUUAAGGGUAUUCGUAGCUCGGGGAAGGCUUCAUACUUUUUGGCCAUCUUUCCGUACGUGAUACUGUUGGUGUUACUGGUACGCACCUGUACGCUGGAGGGAGCGGACCAGGGCAUACUGUAUCUGAUGAAGCCGCAGUGGGAGAAACUGAUAGACGUGCAGGUUUGGUAUGCUGCCGUGACACAAUGCUUCUUUUCGCUAACAAUAUCACUCGGUUCGGUUAUCGUGUUUGCUUCGUACAACAGCUUCACCAACAAUAUCUACCGUGAUGCUAUGAUCAUCUCCUGGCUCGAUACCUUCACCUCGAUCGUGUCAGGCAUCGUUGUGUUCGGUAUCGUCGGCAACAUCGCACACAUCACCGGUAACCGGGUCGAGGAUAUGCAGCUGCAGGGUCCCCAGCUCACCUUCAUCACGUAUCCGGAUGCGAUCGCCAAAUUUGAUGCCGCCCAGAACGUGUUUGCUGUGCUGUUUUUUCUUAUGUUUUUCCUACUCGGGCUCGGUAGCAACACGGGCAUCGUAACGACGAUCGUGACGGCGGUUCGCGAUCGGUUCCCCCAGCUGCCCAACUGGAAGGUGGUGAUUUCGAUAGCGAUCUAUGGGUUUUGCUGUGGGUUGGUUUAUAUCACACCGGGUGGAUUACACGUGUUGGAUGUAGUAGACAAGUACGGUGUUACACUAACGACGCUAACGCUGGUAAUGCUAGAGAUUGUAACGUUCUGCUGGAUGUACGGUGUCGAGCAAAUUGGGCAUGACAUUCAGCUCAUGUUGAGCCGGAGAACUGGAGUGUUUUGGCGAGUUUGCUGGAGCUUUGUGACGUUCGGUAUCAUUGCCGUCAUAUGGGUAUUUAGCUUCAUCCAGUACACACCACUCCCAGUUCCUCUGGGUAUGACCGUAUUUGGUUGGUGUCUAUAUGCAUUCGUCAUCAGUCAAGUAGCGAUUUGGGCUGUGUAUGCCUUAUGCGAACGAAAAGAAGAAAAACUAUUGGACAGACUCAAAGCUGCCUGUCAGCCAACGUCCGAUUGGGGGCCAGAAAACUCUACCGUGCGUUCACAAUAUCGAUCCGAGCGUUCCAAACGCUUGGAGGAAAAUCGAGCCCAAAGUGUUGGUGUCGGGAAAUGUGUGCUUCGAAAGAUGUGCAACACUUUUGUCCAAAAAUAGUUACAUUUUCAAAAGGUGAAAUAUCAAUUGUAUGUGUUUAAGAAUUGAUUUUGACAUUCUGUAAAGCUUUACGGGCUGGAGUUUAUUGAUUAAUAAAUUUCAAAUUUAAUAAUA